AAGGAAGUUCAUGUUUUGAAAAUAUCCAGUGCUGUUAGAGAGCAACCUCACCCAAGCAGCCUGGCUGAAUCUGGAUAGCUGCUGCUGAACCGGGAAGUGCAGCUGUGCAUACACUCAGACUUUCCUUUGUAGCUGGCCAGUUACAGACGCAGUUGCCUGGAGUCAUGCCGCAGCUCUGCUCCACUGCUCUGGCAUCGCUGCUGUGCACCCUCACUGUGCUGCUCAAAAUGUCUCUGUCAGUGGACCAUGUGCCAAUGCUUCUUUGGUCAGCUCAGAGAUUACAGUGGAAUCCAGACCCUGCUUUGCAUGAAGGACGUAUUGUCUCAGCACAGGAGCUGACUGAAAUCUUGCAACCUGUUUUCACCCAGAAUUCCAGAAACCUCAUCUUGUUCCUGCAAGAUACGCUUAGCAUAGAUGAUUUCACGUACUUCAGUGAAUUCUACGGCGACAAGAACCCGUUUCAAAAUGUUCAGGAAAGUCUUCAGUCUUCUCCUUCAUCUUUAGUUUUGCCAUCUGUUGACUGUGAGGCUACCAGGUAUCUUCUGAGCUUUCUUCAGGAGUCAAGAGACUGGAAAUUAACAAAAAUAACUGAUCUCAAUGUCUCUCAUCUAGAAGUGAAUACAUCAAAACCAAAUCUAGUGGUGAUUCAGCUACAACCACGUGUCAGUGGUUUCAGUGAAAUUUCCACGCUGGAAGCAAUUACUGAAAAUGAUAAAAUAAUUGGAAGACUGACCAUGGAUCUGCAGGAACGAGGGAUGCAUUUUUCAGUGAUUUAUACUGCAGUGAGACCUUCAAGGAUUUCUAGAAGAACUGAUGAGGUGUGGAAAUUAAGACGACAGUUAAUGGCCACUGAGGAAGAAGACAGUUUAUCAUAUCCUCCUCUGAAUGUAACCACUGGAAAUGAUACAUGCAUCCUAUUUUAUGCAAGGAAUUUCAGCCUCAAAGCCAAUAAUUCAGUUUUUAUAGAUUUGACAAAUGUGACAUUUGUAUCCCAGAAUGUGAAUAUUUCUUCCUCUGAGUGCUCAGACACCAACACGACACUGUCAUUAAGAUACACAAAGCCUGUGAAUGGAAUCAGCAGCCUAGAGAUAAGGUUUUUAAUGUCCAACAAGUUCUACGAAGGCUCAGCUAGAAACUGGUCUACUUUAAAUUCUGUUGAAAUUGUACAGGAUGGAGAAAAGUUUUCUGAAUUUCAUGUUUCUGCCAUCUCUGCUCCUGCAGAGUAUUCAUUUCAUUGUCAGCUGGUGGGAACAAGCAAUCUCUAUCCUGCAAGGUUGAUUCCAUCUGACGAAUCUGAGGCAAAAUACUGGGAAGUUUUCAUUUCCAGUUUGCAAAUUCAAGGCUUUAAUGUUGAAAACGGCCAAUUUUCCUACGCAAGUGACUGUACAGGUUUCUUCACUCCUGGAAUCUGGAUGGGCUUGGUGACAUCUCUAGUUCUACUGUGGAUCCUGGCCUAUGGAAUCCAUAUGAUCAUGCAGCUCACCACAAACAGCAGAUUUGAUGAUCCCAAAGGUCCAGCUCUGUCAGUUCCUCAGACGGAAUAGCGAUGUUAAUGCUUAAUGUUUAAUGCGGCUAUGAAAUCUUCCUUAUCGGGUACUUAUGAUUAUUUCUACUUCAUAGUGUUGUAACUUAGAAAGAUAUAGCAGAAAGGUAUAAUUAAACUACAUUUUAAAAAGGAUCCUUAUGCUUGUCAGAGUAAUUCUACUUGGUUAUUACUGUCACUUAUUAACAGCUAUUUGUCUUCAGGAUCUGAGGUGAGGCUGUAGAGAUCUUACUCUAUCUGGCUAUUGGAAAUAGCAUUACAAACUGCCUUCAGAUUAUAUACUAUUGGCAAAGAAAUGAUAUCACAACAGAGAUAAAUAAGAAGC
This is a messenger RNA of Dryobates pubescens (Downy woodpecker), 1868 nucleotides long. RefSeq names its product ATPase H+ transporting accessory protein 1 (gene ATP6AP1). The transcript is spliced from 10 exons. The record is from RefSeq and is a predicted model, not a curated record. Bases 165 to 1544 code for a protein of 459 amino acids. NCBI's taxonomy places the organism in Eukaryota, Metazoa, Chordata, Aves, Piciformes, Picidae. Gene Ontology annotation, cellular component: proton-transporting V-type ATPase complex.